AUGGCUCCUGAAUCGAUAGUAGAUCAAAUCGUCAAAAGCCUGUCUUUUGAAGUAGAGGCAACGCAUCAAGAUGAAGAAGAUAUACAAGCGCCUAGUACAUCUAAUAUGACCCCUUUAAAUGUCAAAAUCAAAGUCAGGAAAAAACACGAAAGCAAAAUGGAACAAGGCGUACUAUCGGUGCGAAAGCUUGACAAUCCCGAUGGUGCCCCAGAACGAAUCCGUGGCUGUCUUGAUCCACCAUUCGGUGAAGAUAAGUACUCUUACAAACCUGUCAGCAAAGAUAAAAUAUUAAUAACAAAUAUAUCUAAAUGUGGAAUAGAAGAGGAAAAAUCUAAUAAAAUAGAAAAAUCAAAAUCAAAAUUUUCUAAAUCUAAUGCGAUUAAAAGCAUAGACGAAAAUUCUCUAUUAAAUCCUAAAAAUAACGGGCAAUUAAAAGACUCUUUAAGCAAUAAAUACUCUGACUUUAUAAUCACAUAUCCACCUGAAGUAUCCUCUAGUGUGAAUAUUAAUGAAAAGGUGUUAAGGACAAGAAUUCGUAGUGAGGAGAAACAAAUGAAGUCAUUCAGUGAAGGUUCUGGAUCUUUUUACAGCCCUGUAAAAGAUUAUUUUCGCGAAGAAUAUAAAGAACCUAAAAGUGUCAACGAAACUUCUUUAAAACAAGAUGCAAUUAUCGGUAUACCUAAUAACAAUAAAAUGAAAAUAAUGAUAGAAAAAACAGAAAUAGUACCCGACAAAUUGAAUAAUACUGAUGCACUACCACAUAUAUUCAAUUUAAAUAACAAACUUGUUUCAUCCAAUGAAAAUCCGAAAAGAACUUCAAAAGAAGAAACAAAUAACAAAGAUGAUAUUGUACAUAAUAAAAAAUAUAACAUAGAGUCUAACCAGAUGAAUGAAAACUAUAAUCAAAAUAACAUCACAAGUAUAUCAUUUAGUGAAUUAGAUAAUGAUAGUGUGAGAAAUUCAUUUGAUAAAAAUGCUCAUGACGAAAACAUAAAAUUUAAAUUUUCUACACCAGCAAAAAUAACUUUAUAUGAAAAUUCAUCCAAACGUCAUAAAUCAAUUGAAAAAUCUAAGAAACCCAACACUCCAUUUCUGCAAAUUCUUUCAGAUGAAAAUAAAGCUGUCAUUGAAGAUAGAAAAUAUUUGGAAGGUCAAUUGAGCAGUACAGAGUAUAAGGAGGUUAAACUUUUACCAAGCAAUGAUGAGGACAAAAAUAUAGCGUUGGCAUAUUUUUCACCCCGUGAAGUAGUAGAUGAUGAUGUGAUAACUUUAAAUGAAAAUAUGUCUAUAUUACAUAAAAAUUCUAUGGAAGACAUCGGUGACAGCACUUCAUUCACUGAUGGGAGCACGAAAUCAGUUGAAAAUGGCCAAAAUUCCAAAAAUAUGUCAAUAUUACUUAAAACUUCUAAGGAAGGCACCGACGAUAUCACUUCAUUAAACCAUGUGAACAUAAAAUCGGUUCAAAAUGAUUUUUACUGCCAAGAUUCCGUCAAAAAACCUCAAUCUUUUACUGUACGAUCAUCUUCGGAAGAGUCAUCUUUGAAAGACAAAGUAACACAUAAAGUCGUUGACCCAACACAUGAAUCAGAUGAAAGAGCAAACAAAAUAUCUGCUUCUGAUCAUAGGACAACCCAUGAUAACGCCACAAGUAAUAUAAAUAAUAUUCUUCUAGAAAGUAACAGACACGAUCUAAUAAAAAAAUCUUCUUUACAUUCUUCUUCAAACGAAACAAAACAAGAAGAUUUUUAUAUUUCUCCUUUAAAUGAAAGUGUAGAAGAAGGUACAUUUAAAUCAUUUAAAAAAGUAAUGGUUGAUACAAAUGGCAAAACCGAAUACAAUGGAAGAAAUAACUCUGAAAGAACAACAACUAUUAAUAAGUCAGUUUCUAAUGAAAAAAUUACUGACCUCCUUAUCUCUACAUCUUUAAAUGUCACUUCAAAAACAAAUGAAAUUAGUAGUCAAAAUAUAAAAGAAAACGAAACGAAACACAAAGCCACGCAAGAUCAACUUGUAUCUAAUAUAAUUAAAGAUGCUAAUCAAAGUUUUGAAAGCUUUAAGAAUACUUCAUUACAAUCAACCAUAGUAAAGAGCAGACUAUUAGACUCACAUACGUCAAAUAAAUCAACAGGUGGUGUUGAUUAUGACUCAAAUAAAACAUUUUAUGAAACUGUCAAUGGAAAUACAACUACACCAUUCAAAGAAACAACUAUAUCUAAUAGAAAAACCAACAUUAAAAACAAAACGGCUUCAGACGAUUCGGUUAAUAAUAAAAAAAUUAAGAACGAAUCUGAAAGAUCUAAAAAAAUUUAUCCACAUCCCCCUAUUACAAAUGACCAAUUUGAUAGCAAAUAUGUAAGUGAGAUUAAAGCUUCUAAUAAAAUAGCAAAAGAUGACAAUGACUGUAUGUCAUCCAGUGAAAUAAAAAGUCUAAAAAGAUAUGCAGACCCAUGGUAUAGUGUAGAAGUUUACGACAAAACAAAUAGUAAUGACAGUUUUAUAGCACCGUCAAAUAAAGAACAUCAUAUAUUUUCGGAAAAAAUAUCAAGUGAUGAAAUGAAACGUUUUGACAGUUACAGUGUUACCAUAAAUGAAAAUGCAAAUAUAUCAGUAAAAGAGUCUUUAGUUAACCCAAGUGGAAAUAGUAUCUCAAUAUACAAUGGCGAGAGUAAUAUCGAGAAAGAAAUUGCAAAGAACAAAUUUAUACAUGAUAAAAUAAAUACUACUGAAUCUCCCGCUUCACCAGUACUUUUAUCAAACAGUAUUUCUAAUGGCAAAAACGUUGAAGAAGACGGGACCAUAAAACGAUUUCUAAGUAAUAAUUCAUCAGAUGGAAUUUAUAGUGUACGUGAAUAUUGGGACACUUUAAAUGACGCAGUGACUAAAACAAUAUUGAAAGAACAAAAUGUAUCUAAACUAUUAUCUAAUGAAAUAGUUCAUGAGAAAGAUAGCUUCUUAGAAUCAGAUUCUUCAAAAGAUGUUCGUAAUCCAAUAAAUCUUUCAGAAAAUAGCAUAAUCUCAAAUAGAAAAGAUUUAAAUGAAUAUACUAUAAAUACUGAACCUCCCGCUUCACCAGUACUUUUAUCAAACAGAAUUUCUAAUGGUAAAAACAUUGAAGAAAACAGGACCAUAAAACGAUUACUAAGUAAUAAUUCAUCAGAUGAAAUUUAUACUGUACGUGAAUAUUUGGACACUUUAAAUGAUUCAGUGACUAAAAUAAUAUUGAAUGAACAAAAUGUAUCUAAACCAUUAUCUAAUGAAAUAGUUAAUGAAAAAGAUAGCUUCUUAGAAUUAGAUUAUUCAAAAGAUGUUCGUAAUUCAACAAUUCUGUCAGAAAAACGCACAAUCUCAGAUAGAAAAGUCUUAAAUGAAUAUGCUAUAAAUACUGAAUCUCCCGCUUCACCAGUACUUUUAUCAAACAGUAUUUUAAAUGGAAAAAACAUUGAAGAAGACAGGACCAUAAAACGAUUACUAAGUGAUAAUUCAUCGGAUGGAAUUUAUAGUGUACCUGAAAAUUUGGACACUUUAAAUGACACAGUGACUAAAACAAUGUUGAAAGAACAAAAUAUAUCUAAACCAUUAUCAAAUGGAAUAGUUGAUGAGAAAGAUAGCUUCUUAGAAUCAUUGACAUCAGAUUAUUCAAAAGAUCUUCGUAAUUCAAUAAUUCUCUCAAAAAAAAGCAUAAUAUCAGAUAGAAAAGACUUAAAUGUAUAUGCGAAUAAAAGUAUUAAAAACUAUGAAAACAUAAGAAGCCUCAAGAAAGAAAGUGAAAUAAAUCCUGAAACAAAAAGUUUACCUUCAAAAACAAGCACAGAUGAUGUUCUAUAUAAACAUGCGAUUCACUCUAAUAAUGAUAAUGGUUUAACUCAAUAUAAUGACAGUUUAGUUGUAAUGGAUGUAGAUGAAGUUUUUGAAAAUAUUCCACAUGAUAAGAAAACCUUACAGAAAGAAAAUUUAAGCAAAGAGGACAGUUUUAUUCGUCAAUAUCCGUCCAUAAAACAAGGUGAUCAAGAGGAAAAAGAAAUAAUCAAUCAAAAUAUUCAACAAGCAGACGAUAAUAUGCAAACAACAUUUUUAGAACAAAAUAAUGAACAGAAUGUAAGAAAUGAUUUUGUGAUAAAGAAUUCGCACCUUAAAACGCCAAAUGACAUAGAGAAACCAAAAAUUUCAUAUGUAAGCUCGGCUUUAAGGUCAUCAAAUAAUAACAAUAAAAGUUUAGCUAAAGACGUAGAUGACUUAACUCCAAGAAAAUUAACAGAAGAUCCUAUUAACGGUGAAAACUAUGGCAGGACAGAUAUCAAUAAAUAUCAACAUGAUUUUGUGACCUCACGUCAACUCAACACUGAAGCAAGUUAUUUAAAAAAUGUAACUCUUAGAUCUAAUGAUGUUUCCCUUGAGCAUAGCGAUGUAAUUACAUCACCUAAAUAUUUUAAACAGGAGAGAUCUGUGCGAACCGUUUCCAACACAAGUGAGGUGACAAAAUCCUUGAACGAUAUUUUUUCUAAUAAAUCUGGUUCAAAAUCAUCAACAAUUGUAUUUAACGAAAACUAUGAAGAGCAUGGAGUCGGAACUAAAACAGAAUAUAAUUCAUCAAUAUCAUUGCCUAAAACAUUCAUAGAAACUAUAACAACAUCGCCAGGUAAAGCUUCAAAUGUGUCUUUAAAAAGCUCACUUAAAAAUGAAGUAAUAUCUCUUGAUAUUGGAUUCCAAUCGUAUAAAAAUGAGAAAAGAGAAAGAAUCCUUAAAACUAUUGAUACAUCCAAAGAACCAUUACGAAGGACUGAUGAUACAGUUACGUUUAUAAGAGCUCAAAUCAGACCUCUUGGCAACGAUAUAAGAAUACCAGUUGAUUCAGACAAUGAAUUGUCUAUACAGAUACAAAGAAGUAAAAGUCCUUUGCGAGUUCAUAUACAAAAUAUCCCACAACUUGGCGAUAAAAUGAUGUCUUCGACAAUUUCGAAAGGAAACAAAUUUACUGGUAGAAAAAUGCAAGGCAUAUUAGAUUCAAUAUAUGAACACGAUUUGAUACCUUUACAAAAGGCAUUCAGAUAUUUGAAACAAGAUGUAGAUAUGUUGGCAGCUCAACAAUCGAAAUUUAAAGAUAAAACUAUUGGACCAAAAAGGUCGAAAUCCAUUCGUAUUGUUAAAGUGAAUCCCAAAUGUUGUUGUUGGAAUAAAUGCUAA
Molecule: messenger RNA, 5181 nt
Organism: Diatraea saccharalis (sugarcane borer)
Lineage: Eukaryota; Metazoa; Arthropoda; Insecta; Lepidoptera; Crambidae
Source: the annotation of a GenBank genome assembly